Halichondria panicea is the source of this 2870-nucleotide messenger RNA. RefSeq names its product von Willebrand factor A domain-containing protein DDB_G0292740-like. Lineage: Eukaryota; Metazoa; Porifera; Demospongiae; Suberitida; Halichondriidae. Gene Ontology annotation, molecular function: DNA binding. The transcript is spliced from 3 exons. The record is from RefSeq and is a predicted model, not a curated record. The coding region runs from base 161 to 2734 and encodes 857 amino acids. Gene Ontology annotation, biological process: transcription by RNA polymerase II.
ACUAGUUCCAGCCAGUGUUAAUCAACCAAAAGACACUCAAGUGCCCCUCAAGAACAUUACAGUGGCAGCCAAGCUAACCGGUUAUGUUGUGGCUACAAAGUCUGUGUUCAAGUAUUGUAAUGAUACACAGUCUCCAGUGGAGGUGUUGUUUCGCUUCCCAAUGGACGAGUCAUAUGCAGUGGUGGGAUUGGCAGCAACUGUAGGAGGUCGGAGGGUCAAGGCAUCACUCAAAGAGAAGGAGGAGGCAAAGCAAGACUACGAUGAUGCAUUAGCCAGUGGGUUCACUGCUGCAUUAGGAGAGGAGACGACGGGAGAUAUAUUCAGCAUCGCCCUCGGUAACCUGCCACCACAGUCGAGUGCUGAGGUUCACCUUGAAUUGGUCGGAAUGCUACCAUUGAAUGCUGAAGGUGGAGUACACUUCACGCUACCUAGCGUCAUCAAACCCCGCUACACACCUGCUGGAUUGAAUGACCCCGUACAGCAACCAGGCAUCUUCCCUCCUCUGAAUACUACAAAGCGAGCUACUGCACCAGCCGUGUAUGAUUUCACUCUAGACAUUAGCGAUCCCUCAUCAAUCUCUAAAAUUGCUUCACCUACACACUCGCUAACAACACAACGCAGCGAGGAAAACAUUAGGGUCUCUCUUGGAGAGCCUAAGCCAUUGGACAAAGACCUGGUCAUCUCUGUAUCACACAACGAUCCUCACCAACCUUCUGUUCUGAUUGAAACUGGCAGCUCUUCACUGAGUCAACGUAGCUACAUGGGAUCCCCGGCAGUUAUGCUCAACUUCUUUCCAAAGUUUGACACAAAACAAGCAGCUUGCGAAUUCAUCUUUGUCAUCGAUCGCAGUGGCAGUAUGGCUGGCCAUUUUAUGAGCAGUGCUAAGGAAACACUGAAGUUGUUUCUGAAGAGCAUCCCUCCUGGCUGUCAUUUCAACAUCAUUGGAUUUGGUUCCACCUUCAAGGUUGUUUUUGCGGGCAGCAUGGAGUACACACAGCAAAGUCUGGACCGAGCCGUACGGGAAACAGACAAAAUGUUUGCCAACCUGGGGGGUACGGAGCUACUGCCCCCCCUGAAGUAUAUCUACUCUCAGCCCCUUCUACCCGGUCUGCCAAGACAAGUGUUUGUGCUCACUGAUGGCUCAGUCAGCAAUACCAGUGCCUGCAUUCAGGAGGUUAAAAAGAAUACCUCUCACACAAGGGUGUUUACAUUUGGCAUUGGAUCUGGAGCCUCCACAGAGUUAGUGAGAGGUCUAGCAAGAGCAGGCAAUGGCACGGCCGAGUUCGUACAGGAGGGAGAGAGAAUGCAACCAAAGGUUAUAGCCAGUCUCAAGAGAGCACUCCAGCCAGCAGUCACUGACUUUGAGGUCGCCUUUGACAUACCAUCUGGGUUUCAAGCCGCUCAAGCUCCAGCAAAGCUACCAGUCCUCUACAAUGGUGACAAGACAACUAUCUUUGGUAUCUUGAAAAGCAAGGCCCUCUCUGACGACCCUCUGCACACGUCUCUCGUUGGAUCAGCCACUCUCAGAGGAAAAGUACUGGGUCAACCGUUUGAGUAUCUGUUGCAGUUCAGUAUUCACGAGCCUUCCGCAAGCAACACAAUGAGUCAGACAUUUGUACAUCAGUUAGCAGCCAAGGCACUUAUCCAAGAUUGGCAGAGCGAAUCUAGUAGAAAGAAAGACGUCAUUGACCUGAGUAUUGAGUCCAGUGUCAUCUCUUCCCACACUGCAUACAUUGCCAUUGAUGAAGACCAGGAUAAGCCGAUUGAGGGGGCGAUUAAAGUAUGGGACGUGCUAGCUGCUACAGCUCAACAGGGCCCUGUAUACAGUGGAUUUGCAUUCAGUAGUGGUUACAACAUGGUGCCAACUACCAGUAUGUAUGGUAGUAAGGGUACACAUGAUAGGGGAUGCCAACAGAUGGCGCAACAGGGGGUGCCACAGUUUGGAAUGCACCAUGUGCCUCCAACCUUAGGAGUCUCUAGUGGACUAAUGGGACACACAGGGAAUACUUGUAUGUCAUUCUCGGGAGGAGCACUAGAUUGUGACCUACUUUGUCCAUCUCCAAAGAUGAUGUCACUUCAAACACCGUCUCCAUCCUACAGUCCGACCUCUCCAUCCUAUAGUCCUACCUCUCCAUCCUAUAGUCCGACCUCUCCAUCCUACAGUCCGACCUCUCCAUCCUAUAGUUCAACCUCUCCAUCCUAUGACUCUCUCGGAGGACCGCUCCCCACGGCUCAAUUGUUUGGAGACCUCAACCCUGCUGCUGGGGCCCCCCCGUUGUUACCCCCUACACGGCUUUCAACUUUUGGAGCCCCUCCUUUUUUGAAUGAACAGUUCGGAGCACCCCCUCUUGUUCCCACGCAAGCAUAUCAAUCGAGUCAUCAAUCAAGUCGUGUUAUGUUCCGUCAGCCAAACAGUGGAUCUUUGUUCGGAGGUUUUCAAUCGUCCGAAGUGCUAACAAAAAUCAUCUCUUUACAGCAUGCUGAAGGUUUCUGGGUGUUGGAGGAUGUAGCAGCUCAGAUAUUCCAUUGCUCUGUAUCUGAGCUGUCCAGUCAUUGUCCAGUGGUGUGUGGGGCAGCGGUAUGGGCAACCGCACUCAUGCUGGCGUAUCUCGAACACAAGUUUGCCGGACAGAACAACGAGUGGGAGUUGUUGGCCAUGAAGUCAGAGCUAUGGCUAGAGUCUGGAGACAGUGAUCUAACCAAGCUCAAGGAGGCAGCCAAAAACUAUGUGUAGAGACUGUUAUACUAAUUAGAUAUCUUUACUAGUGUCUAUAAUAACUUUACUAGCCCAAAUUUUGUAUAUACCGGUACUCCGUAUAACUAAAGAUUGCUCUCUGUAUGUGUUUCACAUCAUUGUUCAAUAAAUUUGA